Brassica napus (rape) is the source of this 1296-nucleotide messenger RNA. RefSeq names its product transcription factor MYB60. Gene Ontology annotation, biological process: response to auxin. The record is from RefSeq and is a predicted model, not a curated record. NCBI's taxonomy places the organism in Eukaryota, Viridiplantae, Streptophyta, Magnoliopsida, Brassicales, Brassicaceae.
GGAAAAGGCAGAGUGACUCGUGAGUUUCCUAGAUCCAAAAGAGGCUGUCAAGAAAAGCAUGCAUAGAAAGUUCUUCCCUCGUCUUUAAGUCACCCAAUUAAUUUCACAUAUAUAUAUAUAUACAUACACAUAAUGCAUUAACUUCAUUUAUGUAUAUACACAUAUUCACACAUCUAUAAAGAGCAGCAUAAUUAAACUCUAGAGAUCUAGAGAGAGAGAGAGAGAUGGGGAGGCCUUCAUGUUGUGAAAAGAUAGGGAUCAAGAAAGGACCAUGGACUCCUGAAGAAGACAUCAUUCUUGUUUCUUACAUUCAAGAACAUGGUCCCGGAAACUGGAGAUCAGUUCCCACCACCACUGGGUUACUGAGAUGCAGCAAAAGCUGUAGACUGAGAUGGACAAAUUAUCUGAGACCUGGAAUCAAACGCGGAAAUUUUACUCCUCAUGAGGAAGGAAUGAUCAUUCACUUGCAAGCCUUAUUGGGUAACAAAUGGGCAUCCAUAGCUUCGUAUCUACCACAAAGAACAGACAAUGAUAUCAAGAACUAUUGGAAUAACACCCAUCUGAAGAAGAAUCUCAACAAGUCCGAGAGUGAAGAGAGAAGCGUUUCAGAAAACAUGGCGUUGCAAACUUCAGCCACAAGAAACACCAUUAAUCAUAGAUCUACUACAUAUGCUUCAAGCACCGAAAACAUUUCUCGCCUUCUUGAAGGUUCGAUGAGAGCAUCCCCUAAGAGUAGCACGGCUAAUUUCUUGGAAGAAAAAAUGCAAAAAGGAACGACCAAUCUCAUGGAUGAUCAUGAGAAUCAGUUUCCAUGCGAGCAUGUACAAGGUUCUUGGGAAGAGGAUCAGAGCAAAACAAUCAAUGGGGAUGAUGAUCAUGGAUUCCUUGUUCAUCCAAAGGAGUCAGAGAAAAACGUUAGCUGCGAUCAUGAUGUCCAAGAAGAUGGUGAUGGUGUUGAUGAUGAUCAUAAAAAUGCUACUUCCCCAUUGACAUUUAUUGAGAAAUGGCUUUUGGAGGAGACAAGUACUGGGGUUCAAAUGGAGGAGAUGAGUCACUUGAUGGAACUCUCUAACAUGCUGUAAUAUUAAUGGUCACCCUCUCUCUCUCUCUCUUUUUUUCCUUUCCCUGUGAAUCAUAUUUAUGAGUACUAAUUCUAUAGACACAAAUAAAGGAACUAAUAGUCCCAAUAUCAUGUUUUUUUGGUUAGCUAAUAGUUAUGUAGUUAAUGCUCACUGCAUAAGUUGUAACUAAUCUGAAGUGGUCUAUUCAUUAAUCAAAUACGCAAUCUUAUAUUUA